GGCCGCCUUUCAAACUGCAUGGAUAUCACAAAUUUUCUAAACUCAAUGGAGGAGUCAUUGGAAACUACUGAAAGUGAGGCAGAGCUGUCAUCUGAGACUUUACUUGAGCAUUUGAUUACAGGGGCUUUGGAUACUGGUGGUGUACAUAAUGAUGAUGAAGAGGAUGAUUCUCCAGAGCCAGCACCACUUCCAAAGCCAUCAGAUGCUCUGAAUGCUGUACGGCUGCUUAUUUCUUAUAUGGAAGGGCAGGGUGUGUCAAGAACAUCUCUUCUUCGGCCUCUUGAGCGUCUUGAGCGAGACCUGGAAAGUGAGAUUGUCGCAUCGCAAGUCCAAGGCACACUAGAUAGUUGGCUUAGAUAACUAACCAAUGAACCUCACCUUUGCGACAACCUCAGAUAGCCGAUAUUAUAUCGAGGGAAGAAUUAUAUCG
Messenger RNA from Aspergillus ruber CBS 135680, 430 nucleotides. RefSeq lists its product as uncharacterized. NCBI's taxonomy places the organism in Eukaryota, Fungi, Ascomycota, Eurotiomycetes, Eurotiales, Aspergillaceae. The transcript has a single exon. The annotation marks the transcript as partial. The record is from RefSeq and is a predicted model, not a curated record.